CGUCGUUGAGGCUCCAUCCGUCGACUCUUUCAAAAGAAAGUUGGAUCAACUGAGAGACCACCAUUGCCAGGACUAACAUAGGCCAUCGAGCCUCCUGUCCUUCCCAAACUGAAACUGAAACUGAAACUGAAACUGAAGUAACACAGGUUAUACUGAAUCUUCUCGAUGUCUUAAAUAAUUUCAAAACCAAGGUGUUUUAAUUUCUGCCCUUUACGCAUACUUCAGCCUCCACUUGGACUCAACUACGACUUACUACAGCCAGGCUCAGUUUAGUCAAAUGAAUGUUUCUCUAUUCAAUCCACAAUCAUCUGACCCGUCUGUACAUUUAUUUGAUGUACUGCGCUACACAAAGUAAUCUGUUGUUCAGUAGAUUGCGAAUAUCACAAAAGUAAACGUUCUCCUGGUUUAUAUUCUUUUAAAAAACUGUUGUUAUCACUUAAAUGUCACUGCGAUUGACGUGCAGAGUACCAAGAUUUCGUGACGUUGCCCGACACAUCUCGUCUUCCCCAGUUUUGUCCAAACAACCAUUUCAUGACAAACUACGAUCUAAAAGAUCCAACCCACCACCACAUCAUUCACUCCCUUUUUAUGAUGAAGCACCACCUGGUAGCUUUCCGAGUAAACAAGUGGAUAUUGUUGGUCAGUGGGGUUCUACAGACAAUAGUAUAAAGAGAUUAAGGUUUCGUCAUGGUGAAUUCUUAAAAACUAUACCAACGUCAUUUGAAAAACUCCAGGAGUUGUAUUUUCUUGAAGAUAACAUGUGGUUUCAUUCCAUUGAUAUUCCUUUACAACAUCCUGAAAUGUUAGAAUUUUCUCAAUUUGUCACGCGUACAAAACUCAUUCCAUGGAUACCAGAGUCAUACGACUGCAAUCCAAUUUUGUCGAGUUAUUUAAAGUAUCUUUUUUCUGAAGAGUUACAUUCCGUUAACAGUAAACCUGUUAAUAUCCAUGAUCAGAGUAUUAAUGGACUUAAUUUACGUGCAGAUUAUCGACGCAAAAAAAUAUCAAUGAUUAUGGAAACAGUAUAUCGGGCAUUUUUAUCUGUUAGAACAGAAUCACUAGUUAACGAGUUAUCCACACAAAUUGAUGAACGUGCUACCAUAGAAAUAUUUUUAAAACGACUAGUCGAUCACGAAGUGUUUGAAAACUCCGAGAAUGUAAAUGAAGAUGUUUAUGAACCCGUAAACGAGACAAUUGUUGACGUCGAACGUUGUGUACAUUAUCGUAUUCGGUCUGAGUUAGCUUGGCAGUUGCGGGGACCAUUUCCUUUAAAGCCUCAUUUUAAUUUAGACGAUCCAAUUUGCUUUCUAGAAAACCCUAUUGUAUGCAAUUAUCGCCCAGAAGCAUUUGAUUUGCAACAUAUUGAGUGUUAUAAUUUCAAUUGUUUACCAUUUGCAAGAACGAUCGAUUUUUCCGAAUUUGCUCGAUCUAUUGCAGGUUAUUGGUCUCGCACACCAUUCUGGGAAGGAGAUCCUUGUGAAUUUGGUUUACUUGGAGUUCUUGAUUUAAAUCGUUCCGAAUGUGUACGAAAUGAAAUUAGUUGUUCUGGUCUUCCAGAUAAUGUAAAAAAUAAUAUUUUAAUACGACAUGGAAUCGCUGAGGGUGUUCUUACAGCAUUUGCAUGGGCGUCAGCCCAAGCUUACAAUCAAGGUUUUACUUUAUAUAAUGAGUUAACUUAUCCACUUUGCGUCCAACUAAUUCUAAUGGAUGGUAACUAUAUUCAGUUGUUACGCUUUCAAUUGAAUUCAAUAACAUCGUUAUGGAAAGCUGAGGAUUCAAUGUUACCAUAUAAUUUAGCUUGGUAUUCUCCACGAGUAGAAUUGUGUAAAUUACAAUCUGAUUUAGAACAUAACGAAACAUUCACUGUAAAUAAUGAAGCUAUCUCACUUUUAACAUCUGCUAUGUUACAUCCUGUGGAUAAAAUUACUUCUAGUGAGUCACUUCGUCCUUAUCUUGCUGACGGAAUGGCACCAAGAAACUAUCUUAUAGAUAAAUCAUCAGCUAAACAUUUAAUUCCAUCUUCUGAAGAAGAUAAAUAUUAUCAUGAGAAAUUUGGUGAUAUGACCAAAUUGCAACUUAGUGAAACAGAAAUGAAUGCUUUAAGAUCUAGUGGCGAAUCAAAUAAAUCAAAGAAAUCAACGCGUUUGUAUACUUCAAAACGUCCACAUCCAAAUGAUAUAUUCUACUUUAAAUUAACAGACAAAAGUACUCUUAUCAAUGAAAUCAAAGAAAAAAUGCCUGAUUUCGGUGGACCAUUUGGAAAACUUCCAGAGCCUUAUAACAGUAAAUUAAAAGAAUAUCAAGUGUUCAAACGUAAUUCACAACCACGAUUACGUGUUCAGCCUCCUCCACGUCGUUGGCGUUGAAUAACUUCAGGCACUUCAACUCAAUAAUUACUUGUAAUAGUUUUUUUGGGAUUUGUUCUAAAACAGAAUACAACUGUAUAGAAAUAUAAGUUUUAUUUACAUUUAAAUGUUUUUUAUAUGUUGGUCAGUGUAAUAGUUAUGAACGGACUAAUUGUAUUGAUUGUCAUUUUUUUGAAUUCCCUUAGAUGAAAUUCAACAUUUUGCUUUUUAUUAGAAAGAAGGGUAACUUUAUUGCACCAAUUAGUUUGUUCUACUGAACAUCAUUUCAGUUUUUAUUUUACAUAAUCUUGUUGUGUAUAGACUGUUAGCGAUAACGUCACGUUUCUAAUUCAUUUCAAGUAGGGUUUUUAUAGAUUUCGCUGAUUAUGUUAAUUGUUGUCGCUAUUCUGAAGUCACUGAUAUCAUUUAAAUUUUCAAUAUUAUGUUCAAUAAGAAAGAGUUUAUCCUUGAACAGUGAGUAAACUGACUUCUCAUAUCUGUUGCAUCUCAGUGACUCAUAUUCAUAAUAUCGGAUCGACUAAUGUGUAUGUUUCCCCUUUUAUUUCGGAAAUAUGUUAAGUUUUCGUUUAGUCUUGGUGAUACAGUCAGUGCGUCAAUCACUUGGAUUCCUGUUAAUCACUCUAUGUUAUAAAAGUGAAAAGGUUAUGGUUACACUUCUGGUUCUAUGUCUAACCUACAACCCAACUGAUUGGAGCUGGAUAAACUCACAGCCAAGUAUGAUAAUCUAACAGUAUGACUCAGACAAACACACUGUAGUGUAAACCUGUGUUUUGUAUUUAUAUGCACAACUUAACAAUCACUUGAUGCAAGUAUUUACAAUUUUUCAAUAAUUCAUUCAAGGUCAACAGCAAUUAACACAAGCUAAGGACAUUUUUGUUCCACUCAAAUAACAAUAAGUAAUACUUCAGUAUCCCUGUCUGGUAAUCAUCAAUUCUGUUGAAAAAAGGAGAGAAACUAGUAGCAUAUUUAGUAAUUAAUUAAACUAGUCUUCGCAUCUCACUUUUACAUUGAUUUUUGCUUCUUGUAAUCAACAAGAUUUAACGACUGAUGGUUAUAUUAAAGCAAUCAUAAAAUAAGUGUUUAUAUUUGAAUUUGCGUGUGUAAUUGUGUAUGAAUGUCUUUCUUGUGUUUACGAUUUUCUUAGUCUGUCCAAUUGAUAAUUAUGGAUAACCUUUUUUAUUACGUCAUGGUUAACUGUGUUCACAUUUCCUCACGGAAUUAGUACUUUUACAAAAACAAAAUUUUCAUAUAUAUAUGAUUGUACAGCUUGAUAAUAAAUUCGUUGAAAAGAGAUCCCUUCGCUGAACUUCGUUUUUUAAUUAUGGAUUUGUAUGGUCAUUUCCGUGUGAUUUUAAAUAUUUUUUAAUGGAAAAAUAAAUGUUAAUUUAGCCAUAAUUAUCAUCAUUUAAUCCAUCAAUUACGUCAUAGCAGAGUGAUAACUUGUUUGGAUAUAUUAUAUUCUGAAUCAAUAAUCAAAGUGUUGGGGAGACCCAGAAUAUUCAUUAAAAAAACCUGUGAAAACUCUUGGAAACAUUUUGUCCAAUCAACAUUCAGUAGAAGCUUCUCAGAAACAUCUAGAAAGUGGGGAGUCACGUGUCACAUUUCUGAUUGAAGGAUUACUUAUCCUGUUACUACGUCUAGUAAGAUUUCAAGAACGCAAGGCCAUGUGAAACGCUAUAGAUACCCUAGAUUUUCUGUAUAUAUACGAACUUUGGAGUAAAGCGUUCUUUCCAUCUUUCGCUCCUUUUCUCUCGUGCUCAAGUUGUCGUGUAGAGUUAGCCUGGGGUUAUUAAAAUAGCUUAGAAAACCGAUUCAAGCGUUCCGUCAGAUGAUUUAUCACGAAGUAUUAGUAUAAUAGUGACAUCUACUGGAUCGUAAAUUAUUUUAACUUGAAAUCUAUCACUAAGUAACCGAUACUCACUUGCUUCAACUAGGUUCAAAUCUGAAGCGUUUUUAACCAUAUGAAACCAAUACUUUGACUGAUUGUACUAUUCCCACAUGACCUUAUCGCAUAUUUUUGUCUGGUAAUGACUGAAAUUUGAUUUGUUUUAUAAGACAGUCUAUUCUAGUGAGUUGCAUAUCCAUAUACGCAUUACAUAUGAUUAAUAGAAACAAUAAAAAUCCGCGCCUUCAACCAUAUAUGUGAUAGUUAAUAAAGACAUAUUUAAGGUGAAAUAUUUAUCUGUCAUAAAUACUCAAACCUACCACUUUGUUCUCAUUUAGCAAUUGAGAAUUACUCGCUUUUCAUGGAGUAAUACAUGAGUUGAAUUGAGACCUCCGAGGCAACAUUGAAUAGUAUUUAAAAAUUCCAUAUAGUCAAACUUCCUCAGGUUUUACAUUUAUCUGGCAGCGCAAUGUCUGACUCUGUGUAGUGGGGAAUUCUCUGUUCAACAUAUGUAAAACGGAUAACUACAUACUUGAUAUUUAGAUCAAAUUAAAAUUGGAUUCGCAAUUCUGAAUGAUAAUUGUAAGCAUCUUGAAAUUGAUACUCGAUAGGGAUUUUUAACUAUCCUCAUAAAAGCUUACAGUCCUAUCGGUAGUUUACGUCAAAUGUCAUUGUCGUAUCUCGUUAUUGAGGUUCAGUACAGAUCUAAAAUACUUCAGAAACUAGAAAAACGAUUCGGGUACUUUAAUAAGAUUAGUUCUUUUUGUAAUCUAUAACUGAAACUAACAUAAAACGCAUCAACACUUGAUAGCUAACAUAAGAAGAAGGUGAAUUUGAUAGAAAAACUUGGUAUUCGAG
Messenger RNA from Schistosoma haematobium, 5109 nucleotides. RefSeq names its product mitochondrial ribosomal protein, S30 (gene MRPS30). The transcript has 8 exons. Bases 441 to 2366 code for a protein of 641 amino acids. Gene Ontology annotation, biological process: translation. Gene Ontology annotation, cellular component: ribosome; mitochondrial large ribosomal subunit; mitochondrion. Lineage: Eukaryota; Metazoa; Platyhelminthes; Trematoda; Strigeidida; Schistosomatidae. Gene Ontology annotation, molecular function: structural constituent of ribosome. The record is from RefSeq and is a predicted model, not a curated record.